UAUUUUUGGUGAGAACGUACACAGCAAAACCUGCUCCUAUUCCAUACUUUCUGAACAUAAUGACAUUGGUUACAUUGUUCACAUUAUGUAAACAUUCUCAUUAUUUCUGUUCUAGUUGUCAUUUCCAUUUUCUUAAUCUUCCUGCCUCCCAACCUUCUCAUCUAUGCUUUAAAAUAGCUGUUGAUUGACCCCAUAGUCUUCUAUAGAUAAUUUUAUUAAAAGAAUGCAAUAUUCAAGGGUGACAGUCUUUACUUUUUGAGCUAAAAUGUUAUUUAUUUUCAAGGUGACUUCUAGGAAUAGUCUUAAUUCAAAGUUUGAAGACCAACUCAGGGCCAUCGUCUCGGGGACUCCUGCCUCAAUAGGUCCAGGCUGUGUGACCUUUGAGGACGUGGCCGUGUGCUUCUCUCGGGAGGAGUGGGAGCUCCUUGAUGUGGCCCAGAGACUCCUGUACCGUGAUGUGAUGCUGGAGACCUUUGGACUCAUGGCCUCACUGGGACUGGUAUCUUCCAGGACCCAUGAAAUCACCCAACUGGAGCAGUGGAGCGAGCCCUGGGUGCCUGACCAAGAGGCCAUGGCCCCAGACACGCCAAGAGGUUGUUGGCGUGGAGUGGAGGCUAAGGAGGUACUUUCUGAGCAAAGUGUUUCUGUAGAAGGAACAUCACAGGUCAGGACUCCCAAGGCAGGCCCAUCUACUCAGAAGACCCACCCUGGUGCAGUAUGUAGUCCCGUUGUCAAGGAGAUUGAGCAAGUGGCUGUGCAUCAGGGAACACAUCCUACAAAGAAACCGUACACAUGUGGAACAUGUGGGAAAGGGUUCUGGUUCCAUGCAAACCUUCACCAGCACCAGAAGCUGCAUGCUGGAGAGAAACCCUUCAGAAGAGAAGAGAGCCGGGUCUCAGUUUUGAAGAGCUGCAGAGUUCACUUGUCAGAGAAGCCCAUCCAGUACAGGGAGGGUAGGAAAGACAUCCUGAUCAGCUCAAAUCUUCCCAAGCAUCAGGGGACUCACAGUGGGCAUGAAACUGUGAGCUCUGAGUGUGGGGAGGCCUUCCACACUGGAAAAAAGCAUCACAAAUGCCACGAAUGUGGAAAAGCAUUCAGUCAGAAAUAUUUACUUGUUCAGCAUCAGAGAAUCCACACUGGAGAAAAGCCUUAUGAGUGCAGCGAAUGUGGAAAGUCAUUUAGCAAUAAAUCUAACCUUCAUAUACACCAGAUAAUUCACACUGGAGAAAGGCCUUAUGACUGUAGUGAAUGUGGAAAAUCCUUUAGCCGCAAUGCCGACCUCCUUCAACACAGGAGAGUUCACACUGGAGAAAAGCCGUUUAAGUGCAGUGAAUGUGGAAAACCCUUCAGGCAUAAUUCCACACUUGUUCAGCACCAGAGAAUCCACACUGGAGUAAGGCCUUAUAAGUGCAGUGAAUGUGGGAAGUUCUUUAGCCACAACUCCAGCCUCAUGAAACAUCAGCGAGUUCAUACUGGAGAAAAGCCUUAUGAUUGCAGGGAAUGUGGGAAAGCCUUUAUUCACAAGUCAAGCCUCAUUCAACACCAAAAACUUCACAGUGGAGAAAAGCCUUUUAAGUGCAAUGAAUGUGGAAGAUUCUUUAGUGAAAAUUCCAGCCUCAUUAAACAUUGGAGAGUUCACACUGGAGCAAAGCCUUAUGAGUGCAGCGAAUGUGGCAAAUUUUUUCGCCACAAGUCAAGUCUCGCUAACCAUCGGCGAAUUCACACUGGAGAAAUGCCUUAUGAGUGCAGUGACUGUGGGAAAUCCUUUAGCCAGAGCUUCAACCUCAUUCAACACCAGAGAGUUCACACUGCAGAAAAGCCGUUUACAUGCAGUGAAUGUGGAAAACCCUUCAGGCAUAAUUCCACACUUGUUCAGCACCAGAGAAUCCACACUGGAGUAAGGCCUUAUGAGUGCAGUGAAUGCGGGAAGUUCUUUAGUAAUACCUCCAGCCUCAUGAAACAUCAGCGAGUUCACACUGGAGUAAGGCCUUAUGAGUGCAGUGAAUGUGGGAAGUUCUUUAGCCACAACUCCAGCCUCAUGAAACAUCAGCGAGUUCACACUGGAGAAAAGCCUUAUGAGUGUAGCGAAUGUGGGAAAUCCUUUAGUCAAAACUCUACCCUCAUUCAACACCGAAAAAUUCACACUGGAGAAAAGCCUUUUAAGUGCAAUGAAUGUGGAAGAUUCUUUAGUGAAAAUUCCAGCCUUGUUAAACAUUGGAGAGUUCACACUGGAGCAAAGCCUUAUGAGUGCAGCGAAUGUGGCAAAUUUUUUCGCCACAACUCGAGCCUUGCUAGACAUCGGCGAAUUCACACUGGAGAAAUGCCUGGGUGCAGCGACUGUGGGAAAUCCUUUAGUCAGCAAUUCAACCUCGUGCAACACCAGAGAGUUCACAGUGGAGAAAAGUCUUUUGAGUGUAGCAAACGUGGGAAACCCUUUAGGCACAACUCCAUGCUUAUUGGGCACCAGAGGAUUCACACUGGAGAAAGGGCUUAAUGCAGCAAAUGCGGGAAAUUCUUUAGCCACACCUCCAGCCAUCAACACUAGAGAGUUCACACUGGAGAAAGGCCUUAUGAAUGCAGCUAAUGUGUGGAAAUGGUUUAUCAAAUGGCCCCAUCUGAUUCAGCACCAACAAGUUUUCCACAGAGAAUGGUCUAAUGAAUGUAGCAAAUGUAGAAGAGCCUUGAACUAAAGGUCUUCUCUGAUUCAGCAACUGAAACAGGCCUUAAGAUCACUGUGAAUGUGAGGAAAGGCUUUGGCCAAAGCAUCACCUGUUUGGUACCAGAAAGUUCAGACUUGAGAAAGCCCCUAGGAGUGUAGGGAAUUCACUGUCUUGUUCAAUGUAACCUGAUUUAGAACAGAGAAAAGCUCUGAGAGUAGUUUUUACUAGGGAGCCAUCAAUUGAACUUAACCCAAAUAUGCACACUAAGAAGAUUUACAAUGAAUGUUAGGUGUGAUGGAAGACUUCUGGAGCUGUACUGAAUGUUAUCACCUGCCCAAGGACUUUAUCAGAGUAUGUAAUGGCCAUCUCAACUCUCCAGCUGGUUGAUCUCCACAGUGUGCAUCAUUUGCUAACUGUUAUUGACUUGUUGGCAAUUUGUGGUGGCAGAAUCAACCAAUUGGUGGUGGUGGAAUUGCCGACAAGUCCAUUCCUCUAAAAGAAAGAGGCAGCAUUAGGGUUUUCUUUUUUUUUUUUUUUUAAAUUCUUAAACCCAUUUACAUUUAGUGUUAUUAUUAGUAUAUAUAUAGUGUUAGUAAGAUUUACGAUUGCUGUCUUACUUUUUGUUUUCUAUACAUCUCAUGUCAUUUUGUUCCUUUAUUCCUCUUUUUUUUGCAUUAAGUGAAUAUUUUCUAAUGUAGAGUUUUAUUUCACUGUAUUUUUUGAGUUAUUUCCUUUAGUGGUUGCUUAAGGUUGCCGUUGUCAAAAGAAAAAUCUGACCAAUGAGUCACUUAGGCAUAUACCUGGGCCUCCAGGACAGAGUCCCUGCUUUCCUCUCUGAGGCCACGUCCCCACCACUUGCUUAGGUGGCUGCAUCCUGGCUUUCCUCUCUCAGUCUUCUGAGGCCAAGUCCCGACUUUCCAUCACAGAGGGCUGAAUCUCUCAGAAGUCGCUAGGAAGUGCUAGACAAGCCCACUGGAACACGGGCCAACCAGCUAGGGGCUCUGACCCCAACCCAGUUGUUUCUCAACCUGGUUCUUGGCCCUGGGACGUUGGAGAUUGGCAGGAUUGGCUCUAGCACUCUGGGUGGGAACUCAGAACAUUUUUUCCAAAGACACUUCCUGUUCUUGGGCCCCAUGUGGGUCCCAGUCUGCUCUCAGGGAGACCUCCCUUGGUCAUUUUCAAUGUCCUAGUCUGUCCCGCUGGCAGAGUGGGUCCCCACGUGUGGGUCGAGCAUACUUUGUGAACCCAGGACCCCAACGUGGAGCAGAGAUGAGAGGCAGCCCCUCUCCUGCACGCCUGUCGGGACAACAUCAGAGACCAGCCGAGAGGGCAGGAUUCUGUCAAGACAAUGUGGCCCUCGUGCUGGACUCCAUGGCAGGCCACACAGCUAAACCCUCCUCAACUUGUGCAACCCAAAUGGAUCAAGAUCCUGAGGUGGUGGUGUACCCCUGGCACCCUGGACUCCACCCCAACACUUCAUGACCCUGGUUAUAGGGUCGGGAAAAUUGCUGGGAGGCAGAACAAGCAGGCGAAGAGCCCCAGAGACUUGGUCUUAGAGGAGGGGCCCUGCAAAGAUGGAGGGCCAUAGGCAGCCCCAAGCUGGGCACUGCCAGCCAGCCAUGGUGCAUGCACACAAGGAACUGAAUGCAGCUUCUAAAAGAAGGAGGCAUCAUUGGGUUUUACCAGGUGUCGAGAUAAGGUGGUAUCAGGUGUAAGAUGAGGAAGAAGCAUUAGGUUGUCUGAGAUUAAGUGAAGGAAGCACACUUCAGAUCCAUCUACAAAGUAUGACUUGACUUGAAAUAGAAAAAACAGAGUGUUUAGGAAUCUAUUUGAACACACAGACACACAGCGGAGCACACAUGUAAACACAGUCCAGGAAGCACAAUACUACACUAUAAACUUUUUUUCUCCAGGGGGUAGGAUUAUCAGAGACUUUUUUCACUUUCUAUUUUAUAAAUGUAUAUAGUGUAGUAUUUCCUUAAUAAAUAAUAGAAAACGACACUCAACAUUAAUUUUUUAAA
Molecule: messenger RNA, 4681 nt
Organism: Trichechus manatus latirostris (Florida manatee)
Lineage: Eukaryota; Metazoa; Chordata; Mammalia; Sirenia; Trichechidae
Product: zinc finger protein 773-like
Biological process (GO): regulation of DNA-templated transcription
Source: RefSeq, a predicted model, not a curated record